CAUAGUCUAUAUGCGUAUGGAUUUAUUUAACUUUUUUUUCGAUCAAUCUAAUCUGGUCGUAAGGAAUAUUUAAAAACUAGCCCACCUCAGAAAAUAACACAACAAAGUUGCCAAACGUGCCAGAAUUUUCUAUCCUUGGGAUUUUUAUACUGUAGGCAUUUUCUCAAAUAAUUACGGUAACAUUUACGCAUGCCCACUAGUCAACAUCCGGAAGCGAGAUUGUUGCGGAGAACGAUAAGUGCCUAGAAUGAGAAAUCCUGAAAAAGGCGAAUAUAUAUCGUAGGUUUUGAGGUAUUCUCAAUUUCGUGAAACAUUACUGCAUUUUGAUGAUAUCUGCUAUCUCGGAGAACACGACCAGGCUAUUUAGACAUCCCACGAUAGACAAAACGGACAACCACUUCAGCUUCAAGGGUCUUGAGAUCUUGAGGAUCCAACCAACGUCCGCCUGAACAGCUGUUGUCUAAGCUGCCCUCUUUAUUCAGCGUUUGUUUGAGAAUUUGUAUUUAGCAUUCAUGAAAUACUUUGAAAUACCAUAGAUUGCGAUCUACGUACACUUAGUGGGCGUAGCGAUCUUUCAAGCAUGGUGUAUGGAUGUGUGUUUAACUUCGACUAGAUUUGUUUAUCGAACUAGCGAUAAUGUCCUCUUGUUAGCCUUUGAGUAACGGUGAUUUUAGAACAUCGUUAAUGUAAACUUAUUGUCAUGGAUUAGGCAAAUACUACUUACGCAGAGGCUCGUACUCGGCGACUGUUUCGACUGAUAAGGUGUAUUUAUGAUAAGUGGACGAAUCGAGGACCAAAAUUCGUAGCUACAAUUAGCUCCACGACAACAUAGGCUAUUGUAUUCAUACACCGCAUAAUUUCAUAACUCUCUAGACGCUUUGCAGAGGAGCACUUCUGUUCAAAUCUGUCAGAUAUCACAACAGGAGAAUGGCAGACUCUCUGAAGACCUUCCAGGUGCAUCUCACAGCGGUCAUGGACAGUUUAGUCCGUGCGUCGGUGUGUGAGAUCACCAAACUCUUCCAGGACACCGUCAACGACUAUUUAGUGGAAAUAUCUUUGAAUAGAAAAGAGAAUGAAGCCUUGAAACUCAGACUGAGACUGACCGAGAAUAAGCUAAGGAAUGAGCGCAAGUAUGGUCUCAGUUGGGCGAGCCGCCGGGCUGGCCUUAUGGCUUCGGAUGAUGGUGGGCGAAAGAAGCGUAAAGCGGACAUGGCCAGAGGAAAGGCAGGGAAGGAGUGGAGUGGUAGAGCGUGGGAGGAGGGGGUUGGAGAAGCGAGGGAGGAGGGUAGGGACGUGUACCUCGUUCAUCUGCCUGAAGGAGAAGAGGAGGAGAGGGAGGAGAGAAGACGUGCCUCUGGGGAGGGAAAGGAGCCAGCCAACAUCAAAGAGGAGUCUUCUGAGCGGGAGUCUGGUUACAGACCGGACUCUCUUCGGCUGAUCCAAGAAGCUCUACAGAUGGAGCCUAACGAGCCAAAAUCUACUGGCCCUCACAGUCAUACAAAUGUAGAUCUGGACCCAGCCAGCGGCUCUGUUGGAUUGGCUUCUGAUAAUCGCAGCCCCUCUGGCCUGUCCGGUGCCCAGGAAGACUGGAAGGGAGAACCGGCUUGUGCUGAUGGAGCUGAGGAGGGUGGGGCCAGCGUGGACGAGCUAAGUGGCCUCGAGACGGCCUUACGGGCAGAGCGGGAGAGGGAGAAGGCCAGGUCAGGGCUCAACAGCCCAACUCAGUUAGACAUGACCGACACCAGGGGUGACAUGGAGUAUGUGAUGAGCCCCAAGUACAUCGGCCUGGAUGGACUCUGCAGCUCCCAGCAGCAGCCCGCCUCCCCACACAGAGCAGCAGGCCCAGCCACCACAGGCUGGACCAAGAGAACCCGAGAGGCAGUCAGCAGCUCGCCGCCUCUCCUAGAGCAGGGAGAGGGACUACAACUCCCAUCAGCCACUGGGAGCCUGGAAGAGGAGUCUGGUGGCGAGGGCGGGGACUUCCUGCAUUUUUGCACACACUGUGGUGGCGGCUUCAACUCCACUGAGGACCUGGAGGACCACGCGUGCCCCGUUGGCGGCGACGAGGAGCAGCCAUUCCAGUGUGCCACCUGCGGCCGUGCCUUCAGCCAAGCGUGGGCCUUGAAGAACCACGAGUGCGUGCCCAGCGGCGAGAGGCCCCACCGCUGCGAACUGUGCGGCAAGCGCUUCAUGCACUCACGCUCUCUGGAGCGCCAUCAGCUGGUGCACACAGGCGAGAGGCCGCACCGGUGCCCGCAGUGCGGCCGCAGCUUCAGUCGCCUGGGCAACCUGGAGCGUCACCAGCGCAUCCACACAGGCGAGCGGCCGUACGAGUGCGGCGCCUGCGGCAAGCGGUUCAGCCGCGUGGAGUACCUCAAGAGGCACCAGCACAUCCACAGCAGCGACCGUGCCGAGGGCCAGGGCCUGCAGUGCCAGCAGUGUGGCAAGACCUGCAGUGACCCGGAACAACUCAAACAGCACCAGUGUUUCUACAACAUAUAAUGCAGCAUAACAAACAGGCACAGACACAAUCUGCUCCCAAAAAAAAAAAAAAAUAAAUACAAAAAAUGUUGGACAUAAUGGCAGCCUAAUGACCUCAGACAUUUCAAAGACCAUCUGUACUCUGAAAUGGUAAUCAUACACAGAAAAGGACACAGACUCUCACGCAAUUCAAAGGCAACCAGUGCUGUCAAGUUCAGUUUAUUAACCAAUAAUAGUUAAGGACCUGCAUCACCUUAAGACCAUAGCAUACAGAAGUCAAGUGGUUACACGACUGUUGUUUCUUGUAUGUAACAUACAAUUGCUUUAAAUCUGUACACUCCAUGUAGUAGUACAUGUUUCUGACAUGCCAUAGCAUCUUCAGCUUCUGUCGAGAGAGGCAAAAAACUGAAAGAGAUUUUUUUCCCCCUUUGAAAUUAUGAAUUUAUCGGUCUUGUACAAACCAUUAGAAUGUGUUGGACUUUAACUUGUGUUUUGUGUUCUAUUCAAAAAGACCCUAAGACCCUGUUUGAAAAAAAAUAAGAUUUUGAAAAUUACUUUUCUUGUAAGAGGCUCUGCAUUUUAAGCAUACUUUCACAAGAAGUUACUGAUAAUGUUCAUUCUUUUUCCUGGAUAAAGGCCUUUUCUUGGUAUAAAUGGAUGCUUUAUUCAUACCCUAUCAAUGUCAUCUCUCUUAUCUCUUCUAGUAGGCCAUAGAGCCUUAUGGAGUGACUACAACUUUCUCUUUUUGUACAAGUUUACAUAAUGUACUUUGUGUCAAUAAUAAAUGAACACACAUUAAUAAAGAAUGCUACUCUUUUGUGUGGAUUUUCAACACUUGUGAUGUCAAGCUCAGUAAGUAGUCCAAAAGUUUUAAGAAAUAUGCUCUGUCUAAUUUUUUUCAUAUUCUAUGGGUCCAUGUUCAGGCACUUUAGAUGAUUAAAGUAUGUUAAUAAGAAAUAGUAACGCUGUAGGGUACUGCUAAUGUUUGUACACAAAACUUGCAUAAGCCUGUCACCAAACCUUAGGCUACAUGUAAUAUUCAAUUCAAUGUUGCUGUAUUAGCAUAACUGUAGCCUACAGUGUUGCCAAAGCACAAAACAAAACAUAAAAAAAUGUACAGUAUCAAUUAGAACAUUGAGGAAAACGAGAAGACAAGACUACAGUGCAACACCAAAUUAUGUUUUUAUAUAUUUUUCUUGUCUUUAUCUGUCAUAGUUUUAUCAUCUAUCUAUUUUUCUUUUGUUUAUAAUCUAGUCUGAAAAAGGUCAACGCGAAUUACACCGGAAGUCAUCGUGAUCGUGAUGUCAACAAGGUUGAACAAACUGUCGAGUUUUAUGUAGCGAUUCUCUUGGUGCUCAAAUACGUAGGCCUACGCAGGGCAUCCAUUAACAAACAAACAGCUCAUUUGGCACAAACAUGAACGAAGACCUUCGUGUUUUUCAGACGCAGUUUGCAUCUAUAAUGGAGAUUCUUUUUAGUGCAGCCAUGGCUGAAACAGCUAAACUCUACGAGUCCUGUGUUAUGGAGCUCCGCGCUGAGAUCAGUCGGGUCCAGGCAGAGAACAACACACUGAAAUGUCGCAUAAUCCAAACACAGGAGGGUGCGGUAGACAACUCAGUGCACAGCGAAGAAUGGAUCUCAGAAAACUGUCACAUUGUAGGAAGAAGACCACCGUCAAAGACAACAGAGUCUAGGCUCGCUGAAAUUAUCAUCACACAGGAGCACCUGGAGGGCAAGGAGGGAGUCCCUCUCAUUAAAGAGGAGGCUACAGACUCCAAGGAACUCGAAGGAAUUUCUCGGACUUCACCUGAGGUACACACAGAGACUCAAAUACAGUUAACAGCUGAACAAAAUGGGGCGUGUAGACCUCCACCAAGUCCCACUGGCGCAGAGUGCAAGACGGAGAUCAAAGUGGAAUCAUCUCCCCAGCCUGUCAGUAUGGAAAUGAGGACUGUGACGCUGGAGCAAAGCAGCGCUAGUGCAGCGGCUCUCCAAAAAGUCUCCCAUAAAGCACAUGUGUCAACAGACCCGUCUGACCGUGCUCACCCUUCAUACCGGCAGCACAGUGUCAGCCGUGGCCAACCUCAGGCUGCAUGCAUGGCCCCUGUCUCUCCCACUGGCAACAAACUCACCGUGGAUAUUUCAACAUGCCACUUUGACCAUCAGAGUGAGGAGCAGAGUAAUUAUAACACGAGCUUGCCUUUACCCAACAGACCAGCGUGCACACCUCCUACCUUUAAUGGAAGUGCUACCAGGACAUUACAGAAGACAAUGCCAGUGCGGCAUCUUCCCAUGAGCUCUUUCCCUGGUGGCGGCCAACACCGCUGUGUGAACUGUGGUAAGACAUUUCACAGCCAGCAAGGUCUCUGUGGACACCAGCAAGUGCACCAGAAUGAGAAGAGACACCAGUGUUCUCAGUGUGGCAAGAGCUUCCUGUAUCAGUCCCGCCUAGCACAUCACCUGAAGAGUCACAGCGGAAAGGAUGGCUACAGCUGCAGCUUCUGCCACCGCAAGUUUAUCUCCAAAGCGAACUUAAACCUCCACCUCGUCUCACACUCUAAAGAGCAUCCUUUCGAGUGCAGUGUCUGUGGUUUGACUUUUGGGAACCGUGCCGUGUUCCACGCGCAUCUGAAGACCCAUUCUGGGGAACCACGCUACACUUGCGCCCACUGCGGUAAGAAGUUUUUGGACCUUGGGAAUUUUUCCCGGCACAAGCGCAUCCACACCGGUGAAAGGCCAUACAGUUGUGAGGUGUGUGGAAAGUCCUUUAUCCAGUCGGCUCAUCUGAAGAAGCACAUCCUCAUACACAGAUGAGGUUAAAUAAACUCACAGCUCAGACUGAUAAACUGAGGCUCGCACUUCUAAGAUCAUCUCACAAAUACAUACAUACACUGACAUCAUCAGCAACAUUUUUCUAAAUAACACUAGUAAUUUUGAUUAUAAAAUAUACAGUACAAUUGAUUCAGAACUGAUUCUAUUUUGCAUAGCUGUGUUUUUUUUCUUUCUACAUUGAUAUUUGGAGUUGGGACACUUGAAUGGCAAAAUAAACUAAAGAGAAACUGA
Molecule: messenger RNA, 5544 nt
Organism: Alosa alosa (allis shad)
Lineage: Eukaryota; Metazoa; Chordata; Actinopteri; Clupeiformes; Clupeidae
Product: zinc finger protein with KRAB and SCAN domains 8
Exons: 7
Coding region: 928-2502 (524 amino acids)
Biological process (GO): regulation of transcription by RNA polymerase II
Cellular component (GO): nucleus
Molecular function (GO): DNA-binding transcription factor activity; RNA polymerase II cis-regulatory region sequence-specific DNA binding
Source: RefSeq, a predicted model, not a curated record